Phragmites australis (common reed) is the source of this 1598-nucleotide messenger RNA. RefSeq lists its product as uncharacterized. Gene Ontology annotation, molecular function: peptidase activity. Gene Ontology annotation, biological process: protein modification by small protein removal. The record is from RefSeq and is a predicted model, not a curated record. Bases 192 to 1118 code for a protein of 308 amino acids. The transcript has 5 exons. NCBI's taxonomy places the organism in Eukaryota, Viridiplantae, Streptophyta, Magnoliopsida, Poales, Poaceae.
CCUUUCGUACACCCCUCGCCACCGGUAUUUCGUCUCAGGUUGCAGAAUCCGGCGCUGCUACAAUUCCACACGCCUGGCUCGUUGACCCCUUCUCGAAUCGAGUUCUUGUUGCGUUCAUUUUUACCUGCUCUCUUGGUCGCUUGACUCCUCUGCAAACUCCCUGCCCGUUCCUUGGGGUUCGGUCGGCUGCUAUGGCCAAGCGGCGGAGUAGAUUCGGUUAUGCUAGGUUCGGCUGCUUCGGGGGCCAAGCUCGGGCGGAGAAGAUGGCAGAGGAUGGGUACCCGGUGAAGCUGCACGUCUACGAUCUCAGCCAGGGGAUGGCGCGGCAGCUCUCGGCGACGAUGCUUGGCAAGGUCAUCGAGGCGAUUUGGCACACCGGCAUAGUCGUCUACGGGAGGGAGUACUACUUCGGCGGCGGCAUCCAGCAGGGCCAGCCCGGUCGGACGCCGUACGGGACGCCCGUCCGGGUGGAGGACCUCGGCGUCACCCACGUCCCCAGGGAGGUGUUCGAGGACUUCCUCCGGGAGAUCGGCCCGCGCUACACCCCGGCGACCUACAACCUCCUCAGCCACAACUGCAACAACUUCAGCAACGAGGCCGCGCAGUUCCUCGCCGGCGCUGCGGUCCCCAGCUACAUCCUCGAGCUGCCGAACGAAGUGAUGAACAGCCCGGUCGGCGCACUGAUAUUGCCGAUGAUCCAGGGGCUGGAGACGAGCUUGCGAGCUGGGGCCGUGCCGCAGCCGCCUCAGUUCAGGCCGGCUCUCGCCGCUGCCACCGUGACGCGGCCGGCGUCGGACGAAGUCGCGGCGAGAUCUACCGACGCCGGUAAACCGGAGGCAAACAAGACGGUGGGCAAUGGCAGCACGGUUCCACCCGCGGUGCAGCCUGCAGCAGCACCGGCAGCUGCUCAGGUGAGCACGGCGCCAGCGGCGGCGGCCCCGGAUCCCCUCGUGGACGCGAAGAGCCGGGUGCAGGAGGAGAUAAAGCGGGAGUUCGCGGCCAUCAUGGCGACCGGCACGGCGCGGGCCGGCGAGGCGGCCGCCCUGGCCAUGCGGCGGGUCAUGGAGCGGCACGGCCUGCAGCGCGCUGCCACUGCCAGUGCCAUGCAGCGAGGGUAGCGCGGAUUCGGAUCAAGGGCGCACUCUAUCAUAUACAGAAUGGAUCACGGUGUAGUUCCAUUGCGUCGCACUUGUCUGAUUGCAUGUUUCCAAAUCCCAACACACACGGUUGUAAAACUGUGGAUGAUCAGGCGGCGUGUUCGUCUCGGAAUUAUCGAGGUAGUGCGUGUUUCUGUUCCUGCUGAAAUAGUUGGUGGCAGAAGAAUCAGGUGCUGCGGAUGGUGUUGGCGAAAGCAUAUCGUUCAUAGAUCCUAGUGAGUAGUGGCAUCCUAACAUCAGCAUUGCUCCUAACUCCGUUACAACACAGUUGCACGCGUCCAUUGAUGUGUGCAGACAGUGACGGAUGCAGAGUAGUUAGGUAAAAGAUGCUCAUACACAUCUCUGCCUGAUCUUUUUCUUUUUUCUCUCCUAUGGUAAAAAAUAUGGCUGCGAAGAAACAAACCCAGCCCCCUAAAAAAAAUCAAGUUUUUUUCUCGAAAA